CUCGCCUGCAUUCAAGCAGUUUGUUGUUACACAAGAGGAAGGAAAAGAUUUUGCUGCAAUUCAGUUGUUCAUUCAUCGAAUCGAUAAGAGACGCCGAUAAUUCGACAAAAUGAUCUGGACUAUCAUAGCUGUGCUCGUCGCACUGUAUUACUAUUUUACGGCGUACUUUAACUUUUGGAAAAAUCGCUCGAUUUCGGGGCCAAAACCUGUGCCAAUAUUUGGGAACAUGUUCUCGGUAAUCACUUGCAGAGAAUCGCUCAGGAAUUUUAUACAGGAGCUGUAUGUUCGAUACAAAAACGAGCCUAUGUACGGAAUAUUCGUGCGAAGAAAGCCUGUACUCGUUGUCCAGGAUCCUGAGAUCAUUAAGGAUGUCCUCAUCAAGGAUUUCCCCAAAUUUGCGAAUCGUGGAUUUUUGAUGCAUGACAUAGCAGAGCCGCUCUCCCAGCACAUCUUCUCUCUGGAAGCAAAAAGGUGGCGGCCAUUAAGGACCCAUCUGUCACCUGUAUUCACAUCGGCCAAACUCAAAGGAAUGUUCUCCCUUAUUCUUGAAUGUUCCAACCACCUCGAGUCCUACUUGGACACGUUGGUGACGAAAGGAGAAAUUGUGGAGAUACGAGAGGUGGCCGCCAAGUUCACCACAAAUGUGAUAGGCAGCUGUGCCUUUGGCAUCGACAUGAACUCGUUGACGGAGGAGGAGAGCCAGUUCCGUCGAAUAGGCAAAGAUAUAUUUCAUGUCCGUGGGAUGAGGCUGCUGAGGCUUAGGUUCAAGGAAUGCAUGGGUGAUCUGUACAAUUUCCUCGGUUAUUUCCUUCCCUACGAUAAAGUGACUGUGUUCCUCAAGAAGCUCACUGUCGACACGUUGAAGUACAGGCAGGAGCAUAAUGUUGUCAGACACGACUUCAUGAACACGCUUCUGGAACUACGAAAUCAUCCUGAGAAACUCAAAGAAAUUGAAUUAAGUGACAAUUUUCUCGCUGCACAAGCAUUCCUCUUCUUCGCUGCUGGUUUCGAAACUUCCUCGACGACUAUGACCAAUGCUCUGUAUGAAUUAGCACUAAAUCAAGACGUUCAGGACAAACUGAGAGAAGAACUAAUAGAAUUCAGUGCGAAGAAUGACGGAGAAUGGAGCUACGAAACCAUUAAGGAAAUGACAUAUUUGGACAAAGUAUUUAAAGAGACAUUAAGAAAGUAUCCAGUCUCAGUACUCCUACUCAGAGAAACGACAGAAAAUUACAUCUUCAGGGACAUGAAAGUGUCGAUACCGAAAGGACAGAAAGUAUGGAUCCCCAUGUUUUCCAUCCACAGAGAUCCAAAUAUCUAUCCAGAGCCGGAAAAAUUCGAUCCUGAGAGAUUCUCAGAAGAAGCAGUGGAGGCCAGACAUCCUAUGCACUAUCUACCCUUUGGUCUUGGGCCAAGGAAUUGCAUUGGUGCUCGUUUUGGAACUUACCAGACGAAGAUUGGAUUAAUCAAGAUUCUACGUUCUCAUAAGGUAGACGUUUGCGAAAAGACCCCAAUUCCAUACGAAUUUUGUCCAGUAGCAUUUGUCCUGGUUCCAAAAGGUGGAGUGCAUUUGAAAGUAACGAAAAUUGAAAAUUAA
Eufriesea mexicana is the source of this 1597-nucleotide messenger RNA. RefSeq names its product probable cytochrome P450 6a14. Lineage: Eukaryota; Metazoa; Arthropoda; Insecta; Hymenoptera; Apidae. Bases 110 to 1597 code for a protein of 495 amino acids. The record is from RefSeq and is a predicted model, not a curated record. Gene Ontology annotation, molecular function: oxidoreductase activity, acting on paired donors, with incorporation or reduction of molecular oxygen; monooxygenase activity; heme binding. The transcript is spliced from 6 exons.